AUGUGGUCAACCUUUACUUCACCUCCUCACUCUUCACUCCUUGAUCUGAAUAUAACCCGUGUGGAGUGUUAUCCAGAUAAAAUAUUAGUACGUUUCUGGGGUCGGUACAACAACAUAUGUGAAUUGGAUUAUCAUAUAUUGCAUAAUGAAGUACAGAACGCAGCAAAGACUAGCACCAACAUUGCAGUUGAUGACUUUUGUUUCGCAGAGGACCUUUACAAUGGCGGAUGGCAUCGAGGAAGGGUAAUAAGAAAGGAUGAAGAAUCAUAUGAAGUAUUUCUCAUAGAUGUUGGGAUGGUGUUGACGGUUGAUUCUAGACAUAUUGCUGCUGCUACUAAGAAUUUGUUCCAGUUGCCUCCAAAAGUGGUAUGUGGCAUAUUUGCCAAUAUAGUGCCAGUAAGAGGGAUAUGGUCCACAACAGCAGCCAAAUAUUUUUCAUCACUGACAACUUCCCGAAUCAGAGGCUAUGUUGAAGCACUCUUGAAAUACCAAAUUAUUUUGGUGGAAGUCCCUGAUAUUAACCAAAAACUCUUUGAACUUGGUUUAGCAAAAAUUAUUGAUGGUAAUACUUUCAAUUUUCUAAUGGAAAUUUCAAAAGAUUUACUAGGAUUACCUGGUUAUGAGAUUACUGAACCUCUGUAUAUGCAGAAAUGCUGCAGGAAACCUGUAUUUGACGAAACAAUUAUAUUAUCUCCAAGUUUCCAACGAAUCCUGGAUGUUUUGAGCCCAAGUUUGCAAACUGGUGUUACAGAGACGGUAAAAAUAACGUGUGCUUUAGGGCUUCAUAACUUCUACUGCCAGUUGAAAAGGCUGGCUCCGGAGCUAGAAGCAAUGGCCAGAGACAUGCAAUGCUACUAUGAAACUGAAGGAAAAGAAUUAAACGAUGGACCUGUUGACAAUUUUGGUGCACUUUGUGCUGUAAAAGGCAAAGAUGGAAGAUGGUACAGGGGAGUUGUAAAGCAACUCUUAACCUCUGGCCAGGUAGAAGUUUGGUUCAUGGAUUAUGGAAGGACUGAAAUUGUCUUUCCAAAUUAUAUUAAAAAAUUGAUGCCAGCUUUUUUUAUGAUGCCUCUGAUUUCAUUUCCUUGUGCACUAACUGGCUUAUCAAAUCAGACUAAACAAUGGAUAAGUUUGCAGACUGACAUUUUGAAGGAAUCACUGUUUGAGGAAACAUUAACUAUUUGCAUCGAUUCCUAUUCCUCUAAAGACCACUUGUACUAUGUUACACUCUACAAGAUUAAAGACAUAAGCAUCCAUCAAGUAAAUGGAAUAAUGUCAGAAAUAAAUCCAGAGAUUGAGUGUAGCCCAAAGAAGAAAGAAACUAGGGAUAGCAAUGGACAAAUUAGAAAACUUCGAGAAACCAAGUGGAAAGGAACUGGGAAAGAGACAUGUAAGCCAAUACAACAUUCUGUAAGAUCCAAUGAGAUGAAAAUAAAUUCUUCCUAUGUUGGAUUUGUUGAAUAUGUAAUUAACCCAUCUGAUUUUUGGAUUCGAACAUCAGAGUACAAUGAUGAGUUUGAAUGCUUAAUGAUCAACAUUCAAAACCACUACAGCAAAAUUGGCAUAAAUGAAGGGCGAAUUCAGAAACCAGUACCUGGUUUAUUUUGUUGCGCUAGGUAUAGCAAAGACCUACAUUUUUACAGAGCAGUUAUUAAAGAAGUACUUGAUGACCAACUCAGAGUAUUUUUUGUUGACUUUGGAAAUGCUGAAGUUGUAGAUUUUGGUGCUGUGAAAUUACUGCCUCCUGAGUACACGAAUCUGCCUACUUUGGCAUUGAAUUGUUCUAUUGCUCAUGUUUUUCCCAUUGAGGAAGUGUGGACUAAAGAUGCAACUAACUUCUUUAAGAAAGCUGUAUUCAACAAGAAACUUUUUAUUGAUGUAGUCUCAAGGCAGGGCAGCAGAUAUGUCGUAGAAAUUAAAGAUAUGGAGUGCAGGGAGCAGUCAUCUAUUAGCACAAUGAUGCUUGAAGCUGGGUAUGCUGAUUUUUGGAAUGUACAGCCGAAUGUUAUGUUAUUUGAACAGAAAUGUCAAUGGAAAUUUCCAAAAUCCAGAACAGCCAAAUCAACUACAAGUGAGAAAAGGAUAUAUACAGAUAAAAACUGGAAGUUGAAAAGUUCAUGCAGUGUUCCAUUUUCAAAUACCUCAGUGUCCACUACUUUAUCUCCAGCUAUUGCAAUGCAUAAUAGCUUUCCACGUGUACAUCUUCACCUGCCAUCAUGGAUUAAAGAGUCCAAAAUAGCAUCACCGUAUAGACAACAAGUAUUUAAACUUGGGUCUGUUCUUGAUGUGAGAGUGAGUCAUAUAAAUUCUCCAGCAGAAUUUUGGUGUCAACUGCAGAAUAACUCCAAUCAGCUUAAAUUGCUUAUGAGGAAUAUGCAACAUUACUACAGUAUUCCAAGAGAUACUUUUCAAUUUGAGCACACUGGUUGUGUUGUAAAGCAUGCCAAAGAUGGUCAGUGGUAUAGAGCAUCAGUUAUUCAAAGCAACUUUCGAAAAGAAGAGGUUACUAUAUUGUUUGUUGAUUAUGGUAUCCAGCAAAAAAUAUCUAUCAAAAAUCUUUUUGCUAUUAAUCAAGAAUUUCUCCAUCUAGAAGGACAGGCAUUUAGAUGCACUCUUAACAACAUUGUUCAACCUGUAAGCCAUGAUCCUCCUGUUUGGGAUCAUGCUUCCUGCAACAAAUUUAAACAAUUCAUUGACAAUUGUUUAAUUUCUGGGGAUAGUCUUAAAUGCACAAUAUUCGCAAUGGCUCUGAUGGAUGGAAAAGGUCUGUGUAAUGUGGUAGACCUUCAUACACCAUUUAUUAAUGUAUGCCAGUUACUUUUGGAUAUGGGACUAACUACUUGCAUUGAAUCACCAUCUUCAUUUAAUCCCUCAAUUCAAUUAUACACACCGUAUUACAGUGCCCAUGAUAUAAAAGUUGGAAGUGAAGAGAAGGUGUAUGUAACCCAUGUGUCGAGUCUGUCAAAAUUCUAUUGCCAAUUGGACAAAAAUACUGUAGUUAUGGAUACACUUAAGACUGAGGUGGACACUGUUAGUGAAAAAAUGCAAGGACAAAGAUUAGAUUUGGAUAAAACCAGUAUGUGCUUAGCUAAAUAUUUUGAAGACGGUCAGUGGUAUCGUGCUAUAGCCCGUUCUGUGCAAUCACCUGAACAUUUUAAGGUGUUUUUUAUAGACUAUGGCAACACCGAGGUAGUUGAUAAGAAUGACGUUGCUCCAAUUCCUGAAGAUGCAAAGGGUUUGAUUUUGAUACCAAUGCAAGCAGUUAAAUGCCGUUUGUCCCUUUGUCGUCAGAAACUGUCUGAUGAAACUCUUGUCUGGUUUAAACAGGCUGUAAUGGGAAAACCACUAACAGCAUUUGUUGUAGCAAAAAAGUCUGAUGGUCAAUUAAUUCUUGAGCUUUAUGAUGGAAGUUUAAAAAUUAGUGCACAAAUAACAGGCCAGUGCAUACCUUAUCAGUAUGGAAGAGAGAUAAUGUGCCUUGAUGAAACAAAAUGGCAAAGUGGCAAUUCUCUUCAUCCAGCAAAAAUAGUUCCUUCCACAGAACAACUGAUAAGGAAGCAACCUGAUUGCUUAGUGCACUUAAUCAAAGAAACAAACAGACUGAUCCGCUCCUUUUUGAAUACAGACCAACAUUAUGUCGGACAUAAAAAUAAAGAGCAGAACUGCAACCUUAGAAAGGAAAAUGCGCGAUGUAUGGUUGGAAAACGUUUCAAAAAUAAAAGGAAUUGCCAAAAUGAAAUUAUCCCUAAAUUUACUGCACAUCUUGCAAGACUGAAAAAAACAUGCAACAGAAAGAAUUUGGGUGAAACAGACCAGACAGUCAAGGCUGCAAUCCGUCAGGGGAAGAUUAAGAAGGCAGCUCAUGAUGUGAUUACCUCCAGGAAAACAUUGCCUUUUACUAAACUUUGUCGUCUUGUACAAAACAGUCCUGCAGCACAAAAUAGAAUGAUGAUGUUGCAGUGGCCCAAACUACAAAAGGACAGCAUCGUUGAACAAAUCAUUGUGUGUCAACAGAAUGCCUUUGAAAAAGUUAAGCAUCUAUUAACUAAAUAUAUAAUAUACCCUGUGAUUCUGUUAACUGACCAGGAAGUUAUCAAAUUGCUAAGAAAGUUGGAUUCUAGAUUCGUGGAGGUUGAGAUUAACCAAGAUGCUGUUUCUCUUACUGAAACAUUUCCUGUAAUGGUCCACAAAAAUGACUUAAUUCGUGCUUCAAAAAAUUAUUCACCUGGUUUUGAUGGAUUGAUGAAGGAAAUUAGUUUUGCAGAAAUGGAGAACAAAAUGGCAAAUAAACAAUGUUUGGUGUCACCAGAAAAUUUGCUUCCUGUUGAUAAGAGUGUGUUAUGCUCAUCAUUGAACCCAAUUUUGUGCAGCUGUAUCCAGACGAGAAUAGAAUAUACUGGCUUUGCUACUUCUGUGAUUGACCCUUCAGAAUUCUACAUUCAGCUUGCAGAUACAUUUGAAGCAAUGGAAACACUCUCAUUACUGUUGGCUGAAUUGUCAGAGGAUUAUCAUCCUUUACCUCAAGACAUAUUGAAGCCUGGUGUAACUUGCCUAAUCAAGUCUGCUACAGAUGAGCAGUGGUCUAGGGUGGAAAUAUAUGAAGUCUCUCAGCAAUUUGUUAUUGUUAGAGCUGUUGAUUAUGGGCAUUAUAUUUUCGUACCAUCUUCAGAUUUGAGCAGACUGAGAGAACUUCCAACAGAACUUGCAGAAGUACCACGCUUGACUAAUCCCUGUAGUCUAAGUAAUGUUGUGCCUUCAGUUGGGCAUAACUGGACAGAUGAAGCUAUAAUUUUCUUUCAAAACUCCUUAAACGAGCAGACUUUGACCAUAUUUUUCAAACAGUGUAUAUCUGUGUUGCUCUGGGAGGUAGAUCUUGUCAUAAACAACAAGAAUGUUGCAGAAGAUUUAGUUUCUGCAGGACAUGCAGCUUUUCUGAAAGGAAUUGAGAACUCCUCAAUCAAAGAUACUAUUAGUUCUGCAGAGAACAUUCAAGUACCGACUGAACCUGUUUUAGAGCAACAGUUUCAUAAAAAUGAGCUUGCAGUCAUUUUACUAAAUGAAGAUACCUUUGAGAAAUUUGAAUCUACUUAUUCAACAGAAUGUAUGAACACAACUUUCUAAAGCUACCUUCCUGCAAAACAAAACUUUAAAGACUGGCCUCUGCAGCAACAUUAUUCAUUUCACUGAUGUGUCUUGUAUUGAAUCAUGCUCAAAAUUGUUUAAAAGUAUAUGAGAUUGCAAUUAAUAGUGAAAAAUUAAGUGAAAUAGUUGAAACACCGAUUCUUCCAACAUUCAGAACCUUUGAAAGAUGUCACAAAUGCAAAAGCUGUAAUUAAUCUUGUGGAGAUUUAAUUGCACAGAAUUUAAAAUAAGAUUCAAUGGUCCAAACAGGUCAGUGGAGACCAAGAAUCUAUCACUAGUAUGACUGGAUAUAAAACUGGAAUUUUCUGUUUAUGAAACUGCUUGAAUUGCAGAUUGAUUUUGUUGAAGUUUGCUUAUUUGAAAUUUAUUUAGUGAAUCUUGACAGGAUAGGACUCUUCUUAAGAAUGUUCAAAACGAUGUACGAUUUUUGUAAAAGUGCAAGAUUAUUGUUCAGAUUUGAUUUAAUAUAUUUGAUAAAUACAUCCAAAAUAUCUUGAGUUUCUUAUGAAGUCUUUUAAAGAAAAUACAAAUUCUUCAGUUUAGCUGGUUGAAAUAAGUUUUUUUUGUGUUUGCUUUAAAGAUGUUAGUACUUAAUAGUUAUUACUAUUUGAAAACAAGUAUGGAGUAUGCUUGUGGGAACUGAUGAUAUGCUUUCAAGCUAAACGUAAGCUUCAUGAGCAUAAAUGAAGUCAGAUUGAAUAGUUUAUUUCAUGAAAUAAACAUAACUAAAAAUGC
Molecule: messenger RNA, 5877 nt
Organism: Rhincodon typus (whale shark)
Lineage: Eukaryota; Metazoa; Chordata; Chondrichthyes; Orectolobiformes; Rhincodontidae
Product: tudor domain-containing protein 15-like
Exons: 2
Coding region: 1-5121 (1706 amino acids)
Source: RefSeq, a predicted model, not a curated record